AUGGCUGGAUCCAUCAAUGAAGCGCCUGCUAGUGAUCUAAAGCUUCCAUUCAUAGACUUCUCAAGGCCCGGUAAUCUGAAACAAGGCACUCCUUAUUGGGAUUCCUUGAAAUCCCAAGUUCGGGAAGCACUCGAAGACUACGGCUGCUUCGAGGCUUCCUUCGACAGGGUUCCUAGUCGGCUUCGAACUGAUGUUUUCGGUUCACUUGAAGAUCUCUUUGAUCUGCCUUUGCCCACCAAACAAGCAAGUUUUCCUCCCGAGGCAUUUCCCCAAGGUUACUUGGGCCGUCCUCCGGCGAAUCCAUUCUUUGAGAGCUUUGGGCUAAACGAUCCUCAUCUGCUUGAUGUGGUCCAGAACUUCUCUGACAGAUUAUGGCCCCAAGGAGAUAAUCCCAGUUUCAGCAAAAAUAUCCACUCCAUGUCUAAGAAGGUGUCUGAACUGGAUCAAAUUGUGAGAACGAUGAUACUGGAAAGCUUUGGCCUUGAGAAAUAUGUGGAUGAACAUAUGUGCUUCACAAAUUACCAUUUGAGGGUCAUGAAAUACGAAGUAACAGUAGCUACUUUCGAAACUGCACUAGAUCCAAAAACUGGGCUGAAAGUCCAUACUGAUAAAAGUAUGAUUACAACGUUGUGCCAAAAUGAGGUUGAUGGAUUGGAGCUUCAAAACAAGAGAGGUGAAUGGGUUAAAUUCAAACCGACUUCUCGUAGCUCUUUCGUCGUCUUGGUUGGUGAUUCUCUUUACGCAUGGCUGAAUGGUAGGGUUCACUGUCCCGAUCACAGGGUAUGGUUGUGUGAAAACGAUAAGUUGAGAUAUUCGUUCGCACUUUUCACACGCCCAAAGGCGAACAACACUAUCAAAGCGCCGGAAGAGUUGAUUGAUGAACAACACCCCUUGUUGUUCAAGCCCUUUACCUACAAGCAGCUUAUUGCCUCGACUUUUACCCAAGCUCGUCUGAAAGAGGCUUCUCCAUUGUUGAAUUCAUUCUCCAUUCAAAAGAGAUACUUGAGUUGA
Linum trigynum is the source of this 1011-nucleotide messenger RNA. The record is from the annotation of a GenBank genome assembly. Lineage: Eukaryota; Viridiplantae; Streptophyta; Magnoliopsida; Malpighiales; Linaceae.